Molecule: messenger RNA, 894 nt
Organism: Cariama cristata (Red-legged seriema)
Lineage: Eukaryota; Metazoa; Chordata; Aves; Cariamiformes; Cariamidae
Product: G-protein coupled receptor 6-like
Exons: 1
Biological process (GO): G protein-coupled receptor signaling pathway
Cellular component (GO): membrane
Molecular function (GO): sphingosine-1-phosphate receptor activity
Source: RefSeq, a predicted model, not a curated record
CCCCCCGCGCCCGCCGCCCUCAACCCCUGGGACGUGAUGCUCUGCGUCUCCGGCACCGCCAUCGCCUGCGAGAACGCCCUGGUGGUGGCCAUCAUCUGCUACUCGCCCGCCCUGCGCACCCCCAUGUUCGUGCUGGUGGGCAGCCUGGCGGCGGCUGCCCUCCCGGCCGGCCUCGGCCUCAUCCUCAACUUCGUUUUCCAGUACGUGAUCCGCUCCGAGACGGUCAGCCUGCUGACGGUGGGCUUCCUCGUCGCCUCCUUCGCUGCCUCCGUGAGUAGCUUGCUGGCCAUCACGGUCGAUCGCUACCUCUCCCUCUACAACGCCCUCACCUACUACUCGGAGAGGACGGUGCUCUGCACCCACACCAUGCUGGCGGGCGCCUGGGGGGUCUCCCUCUGCCUGGGGCUGCUGCCCGUCCUGGGCUGGAACUGCCUCCGCGACCGUGCCGCCUGCAGCGUCGUCAGACCCUUGACCAAGAGCAAUGUGACGCUGCUGUCCGCCUCUUUCUUUCUCAUUUUCCUCAUCAUGCUCCAUCUCUACAUCGAGAUCUGCAAGAUUGUUUGCAGGCAUGCCCACCAGAUAGCUCUCCAGCAGCACUUUCUCACUGCUUCACACUAUGUUGCCACCAAAAAAGGGGUCUCUACCCUCGCUAUAAUCCUCGGGACUUUCGGAGCCAGCUGGCUGCCUUUUGUCAUCUACUGUGUAGUGGGGGAUCCCAACUACCCUUCCGUGUACACGUACGCCACACUUCUACCUGCUACCUACAACUCCAUGAUCAACCCCAUCAUUUACGCCUACAGAAACCAGGAAAUCCAGAGGUCCAUGUGGGUGCUUUUCUGUGGCUGCUUCCAGGCUAAAGUGUCCUUUCGCUCCCGGUCCCCCAGUGAUGUCUGA